Cantharellus anzutake is the source of this 544-nucleotide messenger RNA. RefSeq lists its product as uncharacterized. The record is from RefSeq and is a predicted model, not a curated record. Lineage: Eukaryota; Fungi; Basidiomycota; Agaricomycetes; Cantharellales; Hydnaceae. The transcript has a single exon. The coding region runs from base 58 to 528 and encodes 156 amino acids.
CGAAACGAUGUCCACCUUCAUCCAUACCCUCACGGACGCGUCAGAAGAAUUAAUAACAUGCCAGGCCCACAAACCGCCCCAAGUCAUUUCUCUACGCCUACACGACCCAUCCCAACGAAGCUUCCACGGUCACCUUUAUUUUCCUCUUUCCCGAUCCCCCUGUUUCAUUUCAACUUCUUUCAUCCUCUACUACCCAUAAGCCCACGACAACCCCGCCCACGACCUAUUUUCAUGCAUGUUCCCGAUUCGUUCCAUUUCUUUUCACACCCUCACACCUCCAACAACUUAACAUUACCUCCAUGUUCACCUCGAGUCUCGAUGCAUCUCCUUAUAACCCAUCCAAGACCCAUAAAAUUCUCACAGUAUCUCUCUUACACAAACCCAUUUUCCAAUCUCUUUCGCAUUUCCAUCAUUUGCCUCCGAAAUUUAAUGUUCACAGUAGCAAUUUCUCAACAACUGCUAAGCCUUCUCACCUCAUGCAUAACCUUCUGCUGUAUGAUACCAUUACACAUACAUGCCAAAUAUUAGCCAAAUUGGGUUUGCA